This is a messenger RNA of Heterotrigona itama, 7113 nucleotides long. The record is from the annotation of a GenBank genome assembly. Lineage: Eukaryota; Metazoa; Arthropoda; Insecta; Hymenoptera; Apidae.
AUGGAUACCAUAUUUCACGAGAAGGUAAAUAAUAAUAUACGUAAGUACCUAAUGGUAUUUCUAAUGUAAAUUGUUUUAACGGGAAAGUUUAUUACAGCAGGAAGGAUUUCUAUGUGCACAACAUUGUUUAAACGCACUUUUACAAGGACCUUAUUACAAUGCUGUAGAUCUUGCUAGUUUAGGUCACCAAAUGGAUGAAGAAGAGAGGAUAAGAAUGGCAGAAUCUGGUGUUGACAGUGAAGAAUAUAAACUUUUCUUAGAGCAACCAUCAGGAAACAUGGACGACAGUGGAUAUUUCUCAGUGCAAGUAAUCAGUAGUGCAUUAAAAGUAUGGGGAUUAGAGUUAAUCCCAUAUAAUAGUACGGAAUCUGCAGCUAUAAUGGCACAGAAUGACCCUUUACAGAUGAAAGCAUAUAUUUGUAACUACAAAGGUCAUUGGUUCACCAUAAGGAAAAUUGGAAAACAAUGGUUUAACUUAAAUUCAGUACUAAGUGGGCCAGAGCUUAUAUCAGAUACUUAUCUUUCAAUGUAUUUAGCCCAGUUGUUACAAGAAGGUUAUUCUAUUUUUAUUGUUAUUGGUGCACUUCCACAAUGUACUGCAGAUGAUAUUCUUAUGAAAAAUCCAAUAGAACCUAUAUCAAAAGGGCAAACAUCAUUAAGGAAUAAAUCAAAAGGUGUAAGUAACAAUGUAAUAUCAAAUACGUUUACUAGAACUUUAUCAAGUAAAGAAAAGCUACCAACAAACAAACUGCAAGAGAAGAUAAUUCCUAUAAAGGUUGAGAAAAGUGAUGAAGAUGAUGAUGAAAAUGCAGAAUUGCAAAGAGCACUUCAAUUAAGUUUUGAAGAGAAUAAAAGGAAUGAUGUAGAUAAGUAUCUUAAAUUAAGUUUGGAUUUUCACGAUUACAAUAAAAAAACAUCUGGGACUGACGAUACAGAUGAGGAUGAUGAUUUAAGAAGGGCUCUCCAAUUAAGCUUAGAAUGUGCAACAGCUCCAUCAACACCAGAAUCUGAAGACUUACACUGGCAUCAAUUAAAUCACUUUGAGAAACUUGUAAUACUUGUAAUCUUACAUAUAUUUCAAACAUUUUCAUGUGGGUGUCCAAGUAUUGCAAUCCCAUUUCAAGCAAACUUCGAGAAUUAUAAUUUGAAUAAUAAACUUACGGCAAUGAAAUUUCGACCGCAUGAUAUUGAUGAAUGGGACUUGGAUAUGAAUAAAAUUUCGAGAAAUAAAUGCAAAGCAUUGAAAAGAAAAGACUGGUUGAAGCAUGAGAAGUCAAUGUCAAAUUGUCAGUCAAUUAUUCUUGUGUAAUUGUUAGUUUAGGACAUUUUUGAAACCAAGGCUCACUGUAAAUUCCAUAAUUAAAUGCUGAAGAAAGAAACGCUAACAUAGAAAUAUUGGAACAACACAAUCACACUCAGCACGCAUUGAAGACAUCUGAGGAUUUUCAAGUCAACAAUUAUCUUUUAAAUCUCCUAUGUUUUUUGAUUUACUCCUUUUAUAAAGGAUGACUGUUGUUUAAAAGGAACACAGUUGUUCUAGUGUAUGCUAAAUUGAGUAAAUAUCAAACAGUUGUUAUAACACGUGCAUACGUAUAUGGAAAGUAUCAAUGGUCUAUGACGUGCUAAGAAUUUUGUACUUGUAUUAAUUCGUAAAACAACAUUAACUAUAUUGUUCAUUUGUAUAUUGUGUACACAAGCUUUGCGAGAAAGAGUUAGGUGAGCUAUAAAGUGACCGUGAUUGUGAUUGCGGCUGAGAUUGUGCUGCUCUUGAUUAAUAAAACACUUGUAUUUGUAUUUAAAGAGUGCCAAUUUUGCGCAGAGUUGUCUGGGUACUCUCUUAUAAAUAAUUUAUGACAAACGUCAAAAUACUUUCAAACCCUUCCUUCCACUUCUUGGUCACAAAGGAGCCUGCAUUUCUGCAGCAUUUUAAAGAGCCUCUCUUCCUCUGUAUUAAGUUCUUGUAACAUUAUAAUAGUGAAUGAAGAUAUAAGGUACCAAGAACCGUUCUGUGAUAUCUAUGUUAACACUUAAAUAAUUGAAAAGACUAAAAAUUUCUAAAUAUAAGUAUAUAUAUAUAAAUAUAUAUUGUGGUGAAACAGAAGUGAACAUAAAAGAAAUUAAGUAAUUGUUUCAAGAAAGAGGAAAAUUUAUACGUAAAGAUUACAUUUAAAAUUCUGCAAAUUCGAGACAAUGUCCAACAAUCCUCAGUGGAAAACGUUCCAGCCGCCAAUCAUGAACUCUGACCCUGCAAUACUUGAUUACAAGUCUAUGACUAUACCAAGUCCCAAAGUUAUAACGGGAUCACAUCAAGCAACAACUAAUAUCUACAGAAAUGGUACCAAUUAUAGUGGUGAUCAUUAUAUGAUGGAUUCACCUCCUGGAAAUGGAAAAAAUUCUAUACAAUAUGCUGGCUAUCCCAACACUAAAAUGUCACGUAACGAAGUUACCAGAUUUCCUUUUGGAACAUUUACAGGAAUGGAAGGAAGCACUGGCUAUACAGAAGAACCAACAACAAAUAACUCCACUUAUCAAGAUCAAUCUGAAAACCAAGGAACUCGAGAAACUGGAAUAAUUGAAAAAUUAUUACAUUCAUAUGGAUUUAUACAGUGCUGUGAAAGACAAGCAAGGUUGUUCUUUCAUUUUAGCCAAUUUAGUGGUAAUAUAGAACACUUAAAAAUUGGAGAUCCUGUUGAAUUUGAAAUGACGUAUGAUCGAAGGACAGGCAAACCUAUUGCUAGUACUGUUAGUAAGAUUGCUCCAGAAGUGGUGCUAAGUGAAGAAAGAGUUACUGGAAAUGUAACAACAGAAUUACAUACAAGUGGCGAUACACAAGGACGUAUCAGUUACGAAAAUCGUGGUGAAUGUUUUUUUCUGCCAUAUACAAAAGAUGAUGUUGAAGGAAAUGUUGUUUUGCGUGCUGGUGAUAAAGUGUCAUUUCAAAUUGCUACUAAUCAACGCGGAAAUUUAGGUGCAUGUCACGUAAGGCUGGAAAAUCCAGUACAUCCAGUCCGUUAUCGUGGAGUUGUAUGCUCGAUGAAAGAAAAUUUCGGCUUUAUUGAACGUGCUGACGUAGUUAAAGAAAUUUUCUUUCACUUUAGCGAAGCUAAGUCUAUGAAAGAAGAACUUAGACUAGGAGAUGAUGUUGAAUUUAUAAUACAAACACGAAAUGGAAAAGAAGUAGCUUGUAAUAUUACGAAGCUACCACCUGGUUCAAUAGUUUUUGAAGAAGUUAGCAAUGAAAUAGUAAAGGGACAAGUAUUGAAACCUCUGGAAAGGGGUACUGCAGCGCGCCAUCAAAAUGAUCCCUUGCCUGGAAGAAUUCGAUAUAGAGAUUCUGAAGAUCAUUCUGAAGUUGAGAUUCCUUUUGGUGAUAAGGAUCAAAAAGGAGAUUUUACUCUCAGACAUGGGGACUGGGUCCAAUUUCGUAUUGCUACAGAUACUAGAGAUCAACUCAAAAGAGCUACUGAAAUUUUAUUGUUACCUGAAUCUUUUACUGUAUCUGGUGAAAGACGAGAACAAGGCAUUAUAGCUGCACUCAAAGAUGGAUUUGGUUUUAUUCGUUGCGUAGAUCGAGACCCACGGCUUUUUUUUCAUUUUAAUGAAGUUUUGGAUGUUGAUAGAGAAAUUAGCGUAGGAGAUGAAGUCGAAUUCACAGUAAUUCAAGAUCCUUCCUCUUCAUUUUCAAAUAAUCGACAAAGUGCAAUUAGGUUGAAGCAUUUACCAGCCGGUACAGUUCAAUUUGAAACAAUUAUAGAAAAAGAUUUAUUGGGUACUAUAAUUCAGGGUAUAAAUGGCGUUGUGCCUGGUCUUAUUGGAUAUACAAAAGAAUAUCAACAAAAGAGCGUUAUUUUCUUUAGUAAAGAUUGCGAUCCUAAAAAUAUCCCAAGACUUGGCGACAAGGUUCAAUUUAGUAUCUGUCAAGUAAAACGAAAUAAGGAACUUGUUGCAGUUGACAUAUCUCUAGUGAAUUCUUCUGGUGAAAAAACUCAAAACGGCAACAAAAAAUUAAAUGGUCAAAUUUGUCAAGGUUUCAUUGCUGCACUUAAAGAUGGAUUUGGUUUUAUUGAGACUGUAAAUCAUGAUAAAGAAAUAUUUUUUCACUUCAGCAAUUUUGAAGGGGAUGUUAAUGCUUUGGAAGUAGGAGCUGACAUUGAAUGUAUGAUCAGUUCUGGAAAUGGUAGAGGUAAUGGUGGUUGCGUAGCCGCGGAUUAUGUCAAAUUGGUACCUCGUGGAAGCAUUCCUAGGCCAACACCAGUUAGCGAAGUACUUGAUGGAACGGUUAUUAGACCUUUACGAAGUGCAAAUCCUGACCAGGCAGAGUAUGCUGGUUUAAUAAAGAUAAAUGCUACUAACGAAGAGGAAGAUACUCCGGAAUAUGAAUUCAGAAUUAUGGGACUUGUCAAUAAACGCGAACUGUUACAAGCUGGUGAUCCUGUACAAUUACAAGUGGAUUCGACAGGUCACGCUUGUAAUAUCGUAGCAGUUAGGAAAAAGAGGAGAGCAACAGUCGAUGCAGUGAAAGGCCCUUUCGGUUUUCUUACUUAUGAAGUUGAUGAGGGUAAGAAGUUAUUUUUCCACAUGAGUGAAGUUCGAGAUCAUGCAAUACUUCAACCAGGAGAUCAGGUUGAAUUCGUUUUGAUUACGAAUCAGCGUACUGGUAAAUCAUCUGCAUGCAAUGUAACACGAUUAAGUGAUGCAGUUCAACAACGACCCGAACGUCUGAUCAGUCGAUUACGUACUACAUCUUUGGAAGACACAGGUCCUAAAUUAACAAUAGUUAGACAGCCAAGAGGGCCAGACGGCACGCGUGGAUUUAGUCAGGAAAGAUCCCAGCAUACCCCUGGUGCCAUUCAAGAGUAAUGUCGUAUUGAAAAGGAUUAUUGCUUAUCCAAAUUGUAAUCUACAUUACUUGUUUUUAGUCCAUACACUUCGGUACCGAGAUUAUUAUUAUUAUAAGCAUCAUAAACAUUUGCCAAAUUGAGACUAAUGUGACAACAAUAAUAUUGAUAAUAAUCGAUUGGAUCAUGAUCUUGUUGAGAAAAGAAUAUAAAAUAAAAAAACAACGAGUCAUUUUAUCAUCUUAUAAAGUAUGAAAAUAAUCAGGAAGGCAGUUUGUCCGAACUAUUUCAAUUACUUUAAACAAUUUACUGAAAUUUUUUUUUUUUUAAAGAAUGUAAUAGACUUUUAUAAUUAUGAACAAUAGUUACAAGAUAUUAUUGAAACUUUUAAUUUUCUUUUCAAUAAAAAUUUUUAAAAUAUCUCCUCCAUUCAGUUUAUUAUUGAUACAAUUAUAGAUUGGAAAGUAAUUUAACAUUGAACUGUUUGACAACCUGCCUGUUUGUAAUGUUCAAAGAUAAUGUCCCGUCUAUCUUUAUAAAAAUAUACGUACAUGUUGAUAAAAUCUUUAUUUAUAUUAUUUUCUUUAGAAUAUUUGUUUUACCCGUAUAUAUUGCGAUCAAUUAAAAUAUUGUAUAAUAGUCGAAAACGAAGUCAUAUGCAAUACAGCAUAUAUGAUAAAAUAUUAAUUGGCCAUAUAAUCAAAAAGAAAAAGAAAAAAAUGAAGAAAAUGCAUUCGUAUUAUUAUUUGCUAAAAUUUGUGAAUUUACAUAAUUUUGUAGUCGAAGAAGCAGACAUGUGUUCUACUAUAUAAAUUAUUGUAACGUGUUACUCUGUUGAAGAGAAAAUGUCUAUGAAUUUGUAAAAAAGUUACAACUGGCCAAUUGUUUGUCCUAGAUAAUAUAUAACAUAUAAAUAUAUAUACAUGUCGUUAAGUUCCUGAUGCAGUCUCGUGUUAUAAAAUCAAACUAGUAUUAUGGAUUCAGUCGACAUAUAAUACAAAAAAUUACAAAAAGUACUUAUGAGAGUAAAAAAAUUGCAUUUUAUAAGUUUUGCCAUCAGAAACAACAAGCGAGGUACAUGUGGCAUUAUGUAGAAAAUAGGAAAGGAGUAAAAUAACAACUUGCAUUAACGCAAGCACGAUACAAACUGAACGUUUGUUGAAAACUCAUGGAUCCAACACAUCAUGUGCAUACAUAUUGUAAAAUUAUUGAUGAAUAAACAAUGAAAAUAUCACAUACAUCUCUUUUCUAUGAAUCUCGAAGAUUUGAAUAAGAAAUAAUUGAGAUUUUUAUAGAUUAUCAUUUCUUUAAUAAGUAUUAUUUUUAAUAAUUUUUUAAAAUAUUUCUAGUAAUAAAACGAUUACCGUAUAUACAAUAUAUUUAUUAUGUAUGUACAAAGAUGUGUAAAUUUUCGCAAAAUAUGUUUAUUUUUUGUACUUAACAUACUGGAUGUAUUUGAUUUUUGAUAGAUUAAAAGAAGGCAAAAUUACAAAUUAAAUCACAACACAUUCGUAAGGAAACGGUCCCCGGAAACGUUGAUUAUUUGGUCCUGGGCAAGGUUUAUCACAGUGUGGCCCGUAAUAACCAGUUCCUUCGCAGCGACAUUUAAAUCCAGGAUCUGAUGAUAUUUGCAAGCAUGAUCCCCCAUUUAAACAAGGUUUCGAUCUAUAACAUAUAUCGCUACGUCUACCUCUUAACGCUUCUUUGCAAUCAUCGUUAGUACUAUAUCUAUAUUCGGAGGAACAACCGUAACCGCAUCUGCAUUGAGCAUUAUAGAUACGACAUCCAUAUUGCAUUUGAUCCAAAUCACAAGCUUUUGAUAACGUACCUAUAAUAACGAGUAGCAGAAUUAUUGGUAGUACCAGUCUUGGUAGCAUGAUGGACCUGAAGCUCACACAAAAUCCGGGGGGAGAGCUGUUCCGAUAACGAUAAUCCAGAUAAUUGUAGAUGUCAGAAGACAGAGAUCGACGACCAGCGCCUGCAGCUAGGCUAUUAUUUGAACUCGGUGGGGUUAAAGGUCGCUCGUCAAAAGGGGGCUCUUUACACAUUCACUAUCGCGAGGAUAAAAUUCGUGCUCCGGUGCAACGUUCCUUGUGUCAGCUAGCAUCUAUACUCGUUGAACGCGUCAAUCGGACUGAACAGCCUACAUCAGACAGCUGAAGGCAACUGCCUCUUUACGACUAUUAACAAAAUGCGGCCCAACGCGCUUAGCUAGUACACCCACCAGGCUAUGCUAGACUAAAGAGCCAUGCGUGGGGUGUAAAAUCAACUGUUG